Messenger RNA from Saccharomyces kudriavzevii IFO 1802, 933 nucleotides. RefSeq names its product trans-2-enoyl-CoA reductase (NADPH) TSC13 (gene TSC13). Gene Ontology annotation, molecular function: oxidoreductase activity, acting on the CH-CH group of donors. The coding region runs from base 1 to 933 and encodes 310 amino acids. Gene Ontology annotation, biological process: very long-chain fatty acid biosynthetic process. The record is from RefSeq and is a predicted model, not a curated record. NCBI's taxonomy places the organism in Eukaryota, Fungi, Ascomycota, Saccharomycetes, Saccharomycetales, Saccharomycetaceae. The transcript has a single exon.
AUGCCCGUUACCAUCAAGAGUCGUUCAAAAGCGUUGAGGGACACCGAAAUCGAUUUGUCCAAAAAGCCCACCUUAGAUGAUGUUCUGAAACAGAUUUCUGCAAAGAAUAGAAAUAUCAGCAAGUAUAGGAUAAGAUUGACCUAUAAGAAGGAAAGCAAGCAAGUUCCAGUUAUUUCUGAUCGCUUCUUUCAGGAAGAGGCUGAUGAUUCAAUGGAGUUCUUCAUCAAGGAUUUGGGGCCCCAAAUUUCAUGGAGAUUGGUCUUCUUUUGCGAGUAUUUAGGCCCCAUUUUGGUUCACUCCCUCUUUUAUUAUCUAUCUAAAAUUCCAGCGGUUGUUGCUAGAUGGCAUAGUAGUAGAUCAGAAUAUAAUCCAUUUUUAAAUAGGGUUGCAUACCUUUUAAUUUUAGCACAUUAUGGAAAGAGAUUAUUUGAAACUUUGUUCAUACAUCAGUUCUCUUUAGCUACUAUGCCCAUUUUUAACCUAUUCAAGAACUGUUUUCAUUACUGGGUUUUAAGCGGUCUUAUUUCGUUUGGUUACUUCGGCUACGGCUUUCCAUUCAGCAAUGCUGAGUUGUUCAAAUAUUAUUCAUAUUUGAAGUUGGAUGAUUUAAGCACAUUGAUUGGUCUUUUCGUGGUUUGCGAAUUAUGGAACUUUUACUGUCAUAUCAAAUUGCGUUUAUGGGGCGACUACCAAAAGAAGCACGGUAACGCUAAGGUUCGUGUCCCAUUGAACCAAGGUCUUUUCAAUCUUUUUGUCGCUCCUAACUAUACUUUUGAAAUCUGGUCUUGGAUCUGGUUUACUUUUGUCUUCAAGUUCAAUUUAUUCGCCGUUUUAUUUUUGACUGUUUCAACAAUUCAAAUGUACGCAUGGGCUCAAAAGAAAAACGAAAAGUAUCAUACUAGAAGAGCAUUUUUGAUUCCAUAUGUAUUUUGA